Messenger RNA from Funneliformis caledonium, 282 nucleotides. Lineage: Eukaryota; Fungi; Glomeromycota; Glomeromycetes; Glomerales; Glomeraceae. The record is from the annotation of a GenBank genome assembly.
ACUGUGAAAGAUAUUUUCUCUGUAGUAAUUGAUGAAAAAUUGACUGUUAAUAAUCUCAAAGAUAAGAUCAAAAAUGCUUGGCAAGAUUCACAAGAAAUAAAGAUCAAUCUAUAUAAAAAAGAUUUUGCUCAGGAUAAUAAUGCUUUGGUCUCUGCUGUAAAUGAAUCUGAAAAAAGACAGGAAGUAUUAAUUGAUCCGCAAAAAAAUAUUUCUCAAUAUUUUUCCACAGAAGAUACUACUCAACAAAAAGAUCCUAUUAACAUCAUCAUAUACCCCAGGUAG